GGCCACAGCCCGCAGAGGCAAGGCGGGCCCAGGACUUGUGGAGACAGAGGGUAAUACUAAAGCUCGAGCCCUGAGGCCCUGCUGGCCCCUGGGCACCGGCCCAGCCGCGGCCUCCAGGGAUGGCCCUUGUAGAUGCCGACAUCUUUACUAAGGACCCCCGGGAACACUAUGAUCUAUUGCAGCGACUGGGUGGUGGAACCUAUGGAGAAGUCUUCAAGGCUCGUGACAAGGUGUCUAAGGACCUGGUGGCUUUGAAGAUGGUGAAGAUGGAGCCUGAUGACGAUGUGUCCACCCUUCAGAAGGAGAUUCUCAUGUUGAAAACUUGCCGCCAUGCCAACAUCGUGGCUUACCACGGCAGUUACCUCUGGCUGCAGAAGCUCUGGAUCUGCAUGGAAUUCUGUGGGGCUGGUUCUCUCCAGGACAUCUACCAAGUGACUGGCUCUCUCUCCGAGCUCCAGAUCAGCUAUGUGUGCCGGGAAGUGCUCCAGGGUCUGGCCUACCUGCACUCACAGAAGAAGAUACACCGAGACAUCAAGGGAGCCAACAUCCUCAUCAAUGACUCCGGGGAGGUCAAGCUGGCUGACUUUGGCAUCUCAGCCCAGAUUGGGGCAACCUUGGCCCGACGCCUCUCUUUCAUUGGGACACCAUACUGGAUGGCGCCAGAGGUGGCAGCUGUGGCCCUGAAGGGUGGAUACAAUGAACUGUGUGACAUCUGGUCUCUGGGCAUUACGGCCAUCGAACUGGCUGAGCUUCAGCCACCUCUCUUUGACGUGCACCCUCUCAGGGUUCUCUUCCUCAUGACAAAGAGUGGCUACCAGCCUCCUCGGCUAAAAGAAAAAGGCAAAUGGUCGUCGGCCUUCCACAACUUUGUCAAAGUCACCCUCACUAAGAACCCCAAGAAACGCCCUGGUGCUGCCAAGAUGCUCAGUCAUCAGCUGGUGUGCCAGCCAGGGUUGAACAGAGGCUUGAUCUUGGAUCUUCUUGACAAAAUGAAGAAUCCCGGGAAGGGGCCACCUAUUGGUGAGAUUGACGACGAGGAGCCUGAGCCACCCCCUGCUAUCCCUCGGCGGAUCAGAUCUACCCACCGGGCCAGCUCACUGGGGGUUCCAGACACAGACUGCUGUCGGCGGCACAUGGAGUUCCAGAGGCUCAGAGGAGUGGAAGCCAGGCCUUCAGCUGACACUGUUUGCUUACAGGCCCCUGGAGACUGCCGGAGCACCAGCCCCAGGAGCCAGCUGUCAGAGUCUGAUGACGACUAUGAUGACGUGGACAUCCCUGCCCCAGCAGAGGACGUGCCUCCUCCACUGCCCCCGAAGCCCAAGUUCCGGUCUCCUUCUGAUGACGGUUCUGGAGGGGUAGGAGACGACGGACAACUGAGCCCAGGGGUUCUGGUCCGGUGUGCCAGUGGGCCUCCUCCACGUACUCCCCGUCCUGGGCCUCCCCCAGCCACUCGCAACCCCCAUCUUACAGCCCACUCAGAUCCCUCACUAUGGAACCCACCUGCUCCAGAGCCAGGCCAGCCCCCACUCCUACCCCCUAAGAAGGAAAAGAUGAGGAGAAAGAUGGAGAAAGUGAAGCGCCACGAGGGAUGUGCCCUUCUUGUGAAAUUAUUCAACGGCUGCCCCCUCCAGAUCCACAGCACAGCUGCCUGGACACACCCCUCUACUAAAGACCAGCACCUGCUCCUGGGUGCAGAGGAAGGCAUUUUCAUACUGAACCGGAAUGAUCAGGAGGCCACGCUGGAGAUGCUCUUCCCUGGCCGGACAACCUGGGUGUAUUGCAUCAACAACCUCCUCAUGUCUCUCUCAGGGAAGACCCCCCACCUAUAUUCUCAUAGCAUCCUGGGCCUGCUGGAGAGGAAAGAGAUCCGAACAGGAAGCCCCAUCGCUCACAUUAGCCCCCACCGGUUACUGGCAAGAAAGAACAUGGUCUCCACUAAGGUGCAGGAUACCAAAGGCUGCCGGGCCUGCUGUGUGGCUGAGAGCCCUAGCUCCGGGGGCCCGUUCCUGUGUGGGGCACUGGAGACGUCUGUGGUCCUGCUCCAGUGGUACCAGCCGAUGAACAAAUUCCUGCUUGUCCGGCAGGUGCUGUUCCCACUGCCCACGCCGCUGCCAGUGUUCGCGUUGCUGACAGCGCCGGGCUCCGAGCUGCCGGCCGUGUGCAUCGGCGUGAGCCCCGGGCAAGCGGCGAAGUCGGUGCUUUUCCACACCGUGCGCUUUGGUGCCCUGUCCUGCUGGCUGGACGACUCCAGCACGGAGCACAAGGGACCAGUGCAGGUGACCCAAGUUAAUGAAGACAUGGUGAUGGUGUUGAUGGACGGCUCUCUGAAGCUAGUGACCCCAGAGGGGGCCCCAGCUCCCGGGCUUCGCACCCCUGAGAUUCCCAUGACGGAAGCCGUGGAGGCUGUGGCUAUGGUGGGAGACCGGCUCCAGGCCUUCUGGAAGCAUGGAGUUCAGGUGUGGGCUCCAGGCUCGGAACAGCUGCUGCAGGAGCUGAGAGACCCCUCCCUCACCUUCCGUCUGCUCGGCUCCCCCAGACCUGUUGUGGUGGAGACACGGCCCUCGGAUGACCCCACCGCCCCUAGCAACCUCUACAUCCAGGAAUGACCAUCUGAGAAGGCAUGCCAUGACUAACGGACCUCUGCAGAUUCCUAACAGACACACUAGUGGUCACAGCAUGUCCUUAUAAUAAACAUGA
Molecule: messenger RNA, 2697 nt
Organism: Microtus oregoni (creeping vole)
Lineage: Eukaryota; Metazoa; Chordata; Mammalia; Rodentia; Cricetidae
Gene: Map4k1
Product: mitogen-activated protein kinase kinase kinase kinase 1
Exons: 32
Coding region: 120-2606 (828 amino acids)
Biological process (GO): protein phosphorylation
Molecular function (GO): MAP kinase kinase kinase kinase activity; ATP binding
Source: RefSeq, a predicted model, not a curated record